AUGAUGGAACUUGAUGAUUGUAUUAGCAAAGAUUGUGGAACUAUUUAUCGUUUUCAAUUUGCAAGUAUUGCAUUUCUUUGUGGUGUUUUAUUACCAUAUACUUUUCAUACUAACAUCUGGUCUAUUUACACAAAACCAUUUUCUACAAUUGAUUGUUCUCGAUCAUCAGAUCUAAUAUUAACACAUUUGUCAAAUUCAACAUCAAAAUCAAAUAGUUCCAUUUGUUGUUCAUGUGAUAAACGUUUGUCAUUAUAUUGUGCUGAAUUACUUGGUAGUAGUUCAAAUUAUGAAAAACAAAAAGCAACGGUUAUUGAAGAGUGGAAUUUGGUAUGUGGAUCUGAUAAUAGUAAAACAGUUUUAUAUGGUUCAGUAUCAUUCUUAGUAGCAGAAUGUAUUGGUGUACUAAUGAUAAAUAGUUUUGCUGAUCAAUAUGGACGGAAAUUGUUAUUAUUAAUGUGUUUGUAUAUUCCAGUGCUAUUUGGAUCAUUAGCAGCUUUUACGACCACCUACACAUUGUUUAUUAUUUUAAGAUGGCCAGUUGGAUUUUUGAAUCAGGGUCUAUUGCCACUUGUCUUCGUUAUGGUAAUUGAAUCUUGUGAAUAUCGACAUAGAGCUCAAAUUGGAUGCCUCUUAUUAGCGUCUGUACCCGUUUUUGGGAUUAUAGUUGGUGUUACAUAUUUUUUCAUUGCCGAUUGGAGACAUAUUCAACUUGUUGGCACACUAAUUACCACACUGACUCUUUGCUAUCCAUGGUUAAUACCAGAGUCACGGCGAUGGUAUAUUAAUAGUCAUCGUGUAUCACGAAUUAACAAAUUUUUAAAAUUAUGUUCGAAACAAACAUCUGGUCUUGAAAUAGUUUCAAAAAAUUAUUCAAAUGAAAUAUUACCCACAGAUGAUAUUCGAGGAGGUAGUACGUUAAUCGGUCUAUUUUUUGAAAGUCGUCUUCGAACAAUUACAUGUUGUCUAUCCAUACUAUGGUUUCUUUCAUCAUUCUGUUAUCAUUGCGCACUAUUUCCAAUUAUCGUAUCGCAACCAGCAAUCAGUUUUGUCUUAAUGAAUGCUGUAGAAUUUUUCUCAUUUAUUAUUGCGUUAAUUGCUGCUUUCAAAAUCGGUCGUCGUGCACCACUAGCUGUACUUACGUUAAUUAGCGGAUUAUCCUCAGUUUCACUGGCUAUAACAUUAUUGGGAAAAGAAUAUUCAUGGCUCAAUAUUUCAUUUACGCUACUUUCACGUGGAUGUCUCCGAACUUGUUAUUGUCUGCUGAUAUUGUAUUGCACUGAACUAUAUCCGACAUCGGUUCGCUGUGUUGGAUUAGCUCUUGGUCUUGCUGAAUCUAUUGUUGCUCGUCUUAGCGUUGAAGUUCUACUGUGGUUUUCAAUUGAUCGUUCACUACUAUUAUUUAUCUCAGGUGGCUCAUUAUGUUUGAGUUGUUGUGUUGUGUUUCCACUACCUGAAACACUCUUAUAUGACUUACCCGAUUCCCUUACUGAUCUGGGAUCAAUGUCAAAUAACAGUGUAACAUUUCGUUCAAAUCAAACAUUUGAUAUAUCCUCAAAUCUAGUCGAAACCAAUAAUAAUAAUAACAAUACUUCUGAUCCAACAAUGACAACGUCAGUUAAUAAUCUUUCCACGAAUAAUGGACCAAUUCGAUUACCAGCUACUACCAAUCUACAUCCAUCAAUACUAAAACAAAAAAGUGUAACAAUUCAAACGAAACCGGAAAUAAUCAAUUCAUCGUCAAACAAUUCAACAUCAUCCACACCUUCAUCACCAAAUCUAAAAGCAAUAAAUAAUCCCCAUUAUUAUUUUUCAUCAAUAAAUGAUACUGAUGAAUCAACAAGACAAAAUAAGACAAUGAUACCAAAUAAUAGUAAAACGGACCUGUACAGUAUCGAACAAAGAACAGAUAAUAAAGUAGUUAUAAGUAUUCGCGGAGAGGAACAAGCAACAAAAUUUUGA
Molecule: messenger RNA, 1959 nt
Organism: Didymodactylos carnosus
Lineage: Eukaryota; Metazoa; Rotifera; Eurotatoria; Philodinida; Philodinidae
Source: the annotation of a GenBank genome assembly